This is a messenger RNA of Cylas formicarius (sweet potato weevil), 474 nucleotides long. RefSeq lists its product as uncharacterized. The transcript is spliced from 2 exons. The coding region runs from base 1 to 474 and encodes 157 amino acids. Lineage: Eukaryota; Metazoa; Arthropoda; Insecta; Coleoptera; Brentidae. The record is from RefSeq and is a predicted model, not a curated record.
AUGACGUCCACGGUAGAACAGCCUAGUAUUAUACCAAAUUGUAACAUAAUCGCAAGACACUACAGCUUUCAUUUUCCGAAUCCUCUCCCGCCGCCUCCUCCAAAUCCUGCACCUCCCAAACUUCCACCUCCUCCUCUUCCAAAUCCACCACCUCCACCGAAACCACCUCCACCACCUCCGAAUCCACCUCCUCCACCACGACCACUUCCAAUUCCUCCUCGACCGAAUCCUCCUCCUCUUCCGAGGCUGCCACCGCCUCCACCAAAUCCGCCUCCACCACCGCCGCCCCCAAAACCAUCUCUGCCUCCUAAACCGCCUCCUCCAUGUCCUAGGCCACCGCCACCACCGAAUCCACCACCUCCUGAUCCUCCACCAAAACCUGCCCCAAAUCCUCCACCACCUUGUGGACUUGGAGCGCUUUCAGCGUAUAGAAACGUAGCCAAAAAAACGGAACAGGUCAAAACAAACGCCUAA